GAGGCUUUGUCCAAACGCCACCAGAUCCUCCCCCGAUCCCUUUGCUGCUGGAAGAGACGCCAAGCGCCGGUGGAGAAGGUCUCACGAGACUGAAAGCAAAUCUCGCGAUUUUUAUUUGUUUAUUUAUUUUUGCCUAGCGACUGACAACAAGGCCGGUCGCUCCACGUCGAAGCCCCUCAAGUGGCCUGGCCUAAUACUGGAGUGAGACCCCGGCCCUAGGCUGGGGUUCUGUCCACAUAGAGGAGACGGAUUCAGAGGGGCUGCAGACCAAGACUGUUGAAAACCAGACAUAUGAUGAGCGUCUAGAGAUUAACGACUCUGAAGAGGUUGCAAGUAUUCAUACUCCAACCCCAAGACACAAGGAGUUUUUUUAUCAUCCUGAACAGAAACUACUCGUUCAACAAUAACUCUCCAUUCCCCUGUCCCUGGCAGCCCCUGGACUUCUUCAUUCCGCCCAUCUUCCUAACAAGACUAUGGCCGACAAUAGCGAUGAGUAUGAAGAGGAAAACAACAAGGAGAAGAAGAAGCCCUCGCAGCUGACACCUCAUCGGGGCUUCAGUGAAAAUGAUGAUGAUGAUGAUGAUGAUGAUGAUGACUCAUCUGAGACGGAUUCUGAUGAAGAUGAUGAUGAUGAAGAGCACGGGGCCCCUCUGGAAGGGGCCUAUGAUCCUACAGAUUAUGAGCAUUUGCCAGUUUCAGCUGAGAUUAAGGAGCUCUUCCAGUAUAUCAGCAGGUACACACCUCAGUUGAUUGACCUGGACCACAAACUGAAACCUUUCAUUCCUGAUUUUAUCCCUGCUGUUGGGGAUAUUGACGCAUUCUUAAAGGUCCCACGUCCUGAUGGAAAGCCUGACAACCUUGGCCUGUUGGUAUUGGAUGAGCCUUCUACAAAGCAGUCGGACCCCACAGUGCUCUCACUCUGGUUAACUGAGAAUUCCAAACAGCACAACAUCACACAACAUAUGAAAGUAAAGAGCCUAGAAGAUGCAGAGAAGAAUCCCAAAGCCAUUGACACAUGGAUCGAGAGCAUCUCGGAGUUACACCGUUCUAAGCCCCCUGCGACUGUGCACUAUCCCAGGCCCAUGCCUGAUAUUGACACGCUGAUGCAGGAAUGGUCCCCAGAGUUUGAAGAGCUUUUGGGCAAGGUGAGCCUGCCCACGGCAGAGAUUGACUGCAGCCUGGCGGAGUACAUUGACAUGAUCUGUGCCAUCCUAGACAUCCCUAUCUACAAGAGUCGGAUUCAGUCCCUGCACCUGCUCUUCUCCCUCUACUCGGAAUUCAAGAACUCACAGCAUUUUAAAGCUCUAGCUGAAGGCAAGAAAGCAUUCACCCCUCCAUCCAACUCCGCUUCCCAAGCUGGAGAUGCAGAGACAUUAACCUUCAGCUGAGACACCCCCAGGGUCUCUCUGCUCCCAGGCUGAGCUGCCGCCUCUGCCCUGGCUGAGGCGACACAGUCAUCAGCCAUGUGGCGACCGCGCCCGCACCACAGCCUGACUCGGACGCGGACGUCCUGCUGCCCUCUGUGCCAGAAAGUACUGCAUGUGUUCCUUAAAUGGCUUCUGCCUAUCUCCGGUUUUCCUCCCGUGGGAAUUAUGCACCGACACCACUGUGGGGACUUGAGUUAGAAGAAUAGAAGGACUGGAACGUCUGGGAUUCUGGGGUGCUCAGGUUGGGAGGAAAGCUUCAAAGAUGUUCUUUUUGAGACAGCGACGGAAUUCUUUUUUUCUUUCAUUCUUAACGUUAUUGGCAAAGAUUUGGCAAAUAAAAUGCUCUAUCUUCCA
Molecule: messenger RNA, 1781 nt
Organism: Leptonychotes weddellii (Weddell seal)
Lineage: Eukaryota; Metazoa; Chordata; Mammalia; Carnivora; Phocidae
Gene: IFT46
Product: intraflagellar transport 46
Biological process (GO): intraciliary transport; cilium assembly
Cellular component (GO): motile cilium; intraciliary transport particle B; microtubule organizing center
Source: RefSeq, a predicted model, not a curated record